AUGUGCGGUGGAGGUUCAGCUGGAGGUACAGCUUCAACAAUCACAAAUGUCGCCAACUGGACCGCCUGCUUCCUGGCCUGCGAUGGCUACAAUGGCUGUACUGGGUUCAGUUACAAUCAAGGCGCUGCUCUCGGCAACGGAGUGGGUCAAUGCUUGAUCAAGACGGACAGUCCUCAAUCCUUUGUCAGCACAGUCAAUAUGCUAAGCACGAGGAUCGCCGGAUACGUUCGACCAUUUAUCACCACCUCCAGCUCAGUGGCAACGAGCGCAAGUGCGGCUGCGACUGCAAGUACUUCCUCAACAGUGGUCUUGAGUAGCUCGGGCGUUCUGAGUUCCAGCACUAUACCAUCUAUGACCUCCUUCAGCACUUCGACGAUUUCUUCGACUUCUGCUGCGUCCCCUUUUUCGAGUGUAUCGAGCUCCAGUUCAUCGAUUAGCUCAAGCUCAUCGAUUAUGCUGAGCUCCAGCUCAUCGUCGAUCACCUCCAGCUCUACUAUCUCAUCAACUGUAGUUGCUCCUUCCUCGACACCUGUCGCUGCACCUUCUUGUCCAGCAUCGAACGGCACCACUUAUACUGAUGCGGGCGGUCUCCAAUACACCAUACUGUGCACUUACGACACUUCGGCUAAUGUUAUCACGACAUCGUCCAACAUCAGUAACUUUGAUGGUUGUACUGUGCUCUGUGAUGCCACUGCUGGGUGUACCGGUCUUACCUGGAAUGGCACUGUUUGCUCACUUAAGCAGUUUUUCGGUCAAUACAUUCUUGGCGCUGUCAAGAUUUAA
Messenger RNA from Aureobasidium vineae, 783 nucleotides. The record is from the annotation of a GenBank genome assembly. Lineage: Eukaryota; Fungi; Ascomycota; Dothideomycetes; Dothideales; Saccotheciaceae.